AUGGCAGACCUAUUUUUAUCCCCAGCCCUGCAGGUAAUCUUUGAUAGAAUCACUUCUCCUUUCAUAGAAGUGCUUGGUGGUAUUUGGGGAUUCGAGGACAACCUCAAAAGGAGAAAGCAAUCUUUGUUAAUGAUUCAAGCUGCUCUUGAAGAUGCAGAAGAGCAGCAAGUGACCCGAAAAGCUUUGAAGGCUUGGACUUGCUCAGGGAUGCAGCUUAUUGAUUAUCAUACUGAGGACCUGCUAGAACAUCUUACGGUGGAAGGCAAGCGGUAUCCUGUUGGAAUUUCAAUGAAUGGAGAGAAGGUUAGGAAGGCGCUUGAAACUUUGUAA
Messenger RNA from Dovyalis caffra, 330 nucleotides. The record is from the annotation of a GenBank genome assembly. Lineage: Eukaryota; Viridiplantae; Streptophyta; Magnoliopsida; Malpighiales; Salicaceae.